UCUGUGUACUUUUAAUCCAGUAUGUCAAGUUUCCAGAACUUCACAUCCUCUUCCAUCAUUUUCCUGCUUACUGGUAUUCCUGGGCUGGAAGCCUUCCACACCUGGAUCUCCAUUCCCUUCUGCAUUCUCUAUGCAACUGCCCUCUCAGGGAACAGCCUGAUUCUCUUCGUCAUUGUCACGCAGCCCAGUCUCCACGAACCCAUGUAUUAUUUCCUGUCCAUGCUGUCCACCACAGACCUUGGGCUGUCCAUAUCCACUCUGGUCACCAUGCUGGGCAUAUUCUGGUUCAAUACCAGGGAGAUCAGCUUCAAUGCCUGCUUGUCACAGAUGUUCUUUAUCAAACUCUUCACUGUCAUGGAAUCUUCAGUACUGUUGGCUAUGGCUUUUGAUCGUUUUGUGGCCAUCUCUAAUCCCCUUAGGUAUGCCACUAUUUUAACCUACUAUAGAAUAGCUCAGAUUGGAGUGGCAAUUGUCAUCAGGGGAACCCUAAUGUUGACACCAAUGGUAGCACUUCUUAAAAGAUUGUCCUUCUGCAACAGCCACGUGCUCCACCACUCCUACUGCUUCCACCCUGAUGUGAUGAAGCUCUCAUGCACAGACACCAGGAUCAACAGUGCAGUUGGAUUGACUGCCAUGAUUUCUACUGUUGGUGUGGACUCAGUCCUCAUCCUCCUUUCCUAUGUUUUGAUCAUUAGGACUGUCCUCAGCAUUGCUUCCCCUGAAGAGAGGAGGAAAGCCUUCAGCACAUGCAUCUCCCACAUUGGGGCUGUGGCUAUAUUCUAUAUUCCAUUGAUCAGUCUGUCCUUUGUGCACAGAUUUGGAAAAGAAGCCCCGCCAUAUGUACAUACCAUGAUCGCUAACACCUACCUGCUGAUCCCUCCUGUAAUGAACCCCAUUAUCUACAGUGUGAAGACCAAACAGAUACGUAGAGCUGUGAUAAAAAUUCUCCAUUCUAAAGAAACAUAGAAUCGUAGUAGUCUAGAGAUAGAUGGAUCCUUCUACCUCCAGCCAUGUUAUCAAUUAAGAAAUCAAAACAAAAUCUGUUGCUCAUUGAAACUGAAUAUACAAUUAUUUAAAGUUAAAGCUGGAAUGUUUUCUAGAACAUCAGCUAUUCUAACCUUCCUAGUUUAUAGAUGAGGAGGAAUAGAUAUACAAAUGGGAAGCAUGAACAUUAUUAGCCUUAAGUCUAGAAUUUCUCCCCCUUACCACUUUUUCUUCAAACCAAUGUUGCCUUUGAUCCCUUUCGACAGCCAUUUUACUCUUGCCUCAGCCACCUCAUAGAAGUUAGAAUGCACACGAAGAAGUCCCUCCUUUGUGAAAAGUAGAUAAUGUUUUCCAACUAUACUAAUAAUUUAUACUAAUAUUUAUUAUUUCCCUUGACAGGUUAUGAGUCUUAAGUAUUUUUACAUGAAUUAAAAUAUUUUUUCCAAAUCCACAUUAUUCCAUUACUAAGGAGAAAUUUGAGUCAUAAAAUAUUAAGUAGCUGGCUUAAACAUCUAGUAAGUGGCAGAGCAUACCCAUGCAAUCUGACUCCAGGGUCCCCACACUCUUAAAUUAAGUGCUAUACUGCUACCGAUAGUGUAAUAUAAUAUAUAUGUAUAUAUAAUUAGUAUAUGUACAAGU
This is a messenger RNA of Marmota monax (woodchuck), 1623 nucleotides long. RefSeq names its product olfactory receptor 51F2-like. Bases 22 to 966 code for a protein of 314 amino acids. Gene Ontology annotation, biological process: G protein-coupled receptor signaling pathway. Gene Ontology annotation, cellular component: membrane. Gene Ontology annotation, molecular function: G protein-coupled receptor activity; olfactory receptor activity. The record is from RefSeq and is a predicted model, not a curated record. The transcript has a single exon. NCBI's taxonomy places the organism in Eukaryota, Metazoa, Chordata, Mammalia, Rodentia, Sciuridae.